CCGCGGCCCCCGGGACCCGCCGCGGCGCCCUAGCCUCGUUUCUUCCCCCUCCCCCUUCGGGGGUGGGGGUGGGGCGGGGGAGAGGGGCUCCCAGAGAGCGCAUCUAUUGGCAGCUUUGUUAUUGAUCAGAAACUGCUCGCCGCCGACUUGGCUUCGGGGCUGGCUUCGCCCGACCCUGGAGUUUUCGCCUCUGUCCUGUCCCCCGAACUGACAGGUGCUCCCAGCAACUUGCUGGCGACUUCUCGCCUCUCCCCCGGCUCCCCCGCGUCCCCACCCCCUCUUUCCUCCCUCGCCUUCACCCCCACCCCCACCACUUCGGCACAGUUCAGGAUUUGUUUAAACCUUGGGAAACUGGUUCAGGUCCAGGUUUUGCUUUGAUCCUUUUCAAAAACUGGAGACACAGAAGAGGACUCUAGGAAAAAGUUUUGGAUGGGAUUAUGUGGAAACUACCCUGCGAUUCUCUGCUGCCAGAGCAGGCUCGGCGCUUCCACCCCAGUGCAGCCUUCCCCUGGCGGUGGUGAAAGAGACUCAGGAGUAGCUGCUUCCAAAGUGCCCGCCGUGAGUGAGUUCUCGCCCCAGUCAGCCAAAUGCUCCUCUUCGGGCUUCUCCUGCUGACAUCUGCCCUGGCCGGCCAGAGACACGGGACUCAGGCUGAGUCCAACCUGAGCAGUAAAUUCCAGUACUCCAGCAACAAGGAACAGAACGGAGUACAAGACCCCCAGCAUGAGAGAAUUGUUACUGUGUCUACUAAUGGAAGUAUUCACAGCCCGAGGUUUCCUCAUACUUAUCCAAGAAAUAUGGUCUUGGUAUGGAGAUUAGUAGCAGUAGAGGAAAAUGUAUGGAUACAACUUACAUUUGAUGACAGAUUUGGGCUUGAAGACCCAGAAGAUGACAUAUGCAAGUAUGAUUUUGUAGAAGUUGAAGACCCCAGUGAUGGAACUAUAUUAGGACGCUGGUGUGGUUCUGGUACUGUACCAGGAAAACAGAUUUCUAAAGGAAAUCAAAUCAGGAUAAGAUUUGUAUCUGAUGAAUAUUUUCCUUCAGAACCGGGGUUCUGCAUCCACUACAACAUUGUCAUGCCACAAUUCACAGAGGCUGUGAGCCCCUCAGUGUUACCCCCUUCAGCUUUGCCACUGGAUCUGCUUAAUAAUGCUGUCAGUGCCUUUAGUACCUUGGAAGAUCUUAUUCGGUAUCUUGAACCAGAUAGAUGGCAGUUGGACUUGGAAGAUCUAUACAGGCCAACUUGGCAACUUCUUGGCAAAGCUUUUGUUUUUGGAAGAAAAUCCAGAGUGGUGGAUCUGAACCUACUAAAAGAGGAGGUAAGACUAUACAGCUGCACACCUCGUAACUUCUCGGUGUCCAUAAGGGAAGAACUAAAGAAAACCGAUACCAUUUUCUGGCCAGGUUGUCUCCUGGUUAAACGCUGUGGUGGAAACUGUGCCUGUUGUCUCCACAACUGCAAUGAGUGUCAGUGUGUCCCAAGCAAAGUCACUAAAAAAUACCAUGAGGUCCUUCAGUUGAGACCAAAGAUUGGUGUCAGGGGAUUGCAUAAAUCUCUCACGGAUGUGGCCCUGGAGCACCACGAGGAGUGUGACUGUGUGUGCAGAGGACACACAGGAGGAUAACCAUAUCAGCACACGCAGCCUCUCCCCCAGCAGCACAGCUCAGUGGCUGAUCUGUUAGAGAACUUGGCACAUUAUCUCCAUCCAUAAUCUCAGUUGUUUGCUUCAGGGACCUUUCAUCUUCGGGAUUUACAGUGUGUUCUAAAAGAGGAGACACCACACGGAAUUAGAAGUUGUGCAACACCUCUUUUGAGAGGAGAGGCCCAAAUAACAGGAGAAGAGGUCUUUGGUCCUGGAAAAAAAAAAAAGAAAAGAAAAAAGAAAUGUUGUGCA
This is a messenger RNA of Suricata suricatta (meerkat), 1895 nucleotides long. It is a transcript of the gene PDGFC, whose product is annotated as platelet derived growth factor C. The coding region runs from base 588 to 1625 and encodes 345 amino acids. The record is from RefSeq and is a predicted model, not a curated record. NCBI's taxonomy places the organism in Eukaryota, Metazoa, Chordata, Mammalia, Carnivora, Herpestidae. The transcript has 6 exons. Gene Ontology annotation, molecular function: growth factor activity; platelet-derived growth factor receptor binding. Gene Ontology annotation, biological process: positive regulation of phosphatidylinositol 3-kinase/protein kinase B signal transduction; positive regulation of protein autophosphorylation; positive regulation of cell population proliferation. Gene Ontology annotation, cellular component: membrane.